AUGCCCGACUUCCUUUGCCUCCGCUGCUACGCGUGCGGCACCUUCCAGAGCGUCCAGCGAACCGUGCGCCCAAAGUGGGCGUGCAAGGUGUGCACUGAGAAGCAGUCCGUCCUACGCUCGUACUGCGGGAGCACGGUUGCGUCGGAUGUGCGGCGCGCCGUGCAAGCUCUCAAUCUGGCGCGCGGCCGCAGUGACGCCGCUCUCGCGGCAGCAGUGCUCGACGGCGACGGCGGCGGUGACUCGAUCCAUUUCGGCGGCGGCGGCGGCGGCGGCGGCAGUUGGGAUGGAUCUGCGGCAGUGCCGUCAUGCGAGGAGCGGGAAGAUGAACCUGCUCACCACGGCGGCAGCUACUUCGGCGGCGAGAACUUUGGCGGUGACCACUUCGGCGUCGGCGGAAGCUUCGGCGGCGGCGGCGGAUCGUAUUCCGGCUGCAACGCGGAGCACACAGCCUGUGUCCACGGCAGCGCGGAGGAGUUUCACUUGGGCGAAGGCGGCGGCGGGUGGCCUUCCUACGGCGGCGGCGGGGGGCACAGCGGCGGCCGCGGCUACGGCGGGGAGUUUGGCGGCGGUGGCUUCAGUGGCGGCGCAGGAAGCGGCGACGGUGGCGGCAGCUGCGGCCGCAGCUGCGGCGGGGAGGAGGAGGGCUUCGUGACAUCGCUGCAGGACGAGGUGGUGGAGGAGGAGUGGUGCUGA
Emiliania huxleyi CCMP1516 is the source of this 693-nucleotide messenger RNA. RefSeq lists its product as hypothetical. The transcript has 2 exons. Gene Ontology annotation, molecular function: chromatin binding. The coding region runs from base 1 to 693 and encodes 230 amino acids. Gene Ontology annotation, cellular component: nucleus. Gene Ontology annotation, biological process: mitotic G2 DNA damage checkpoint signaling. The record is from RefSeq and is a predicted model, not a curated record. NCBI's taxonomy places the organism in Eukaryota, Haptophyta, Isochrysidales, Noelaerhabdaceae.